CAAAAAAAAAAGUUUUUUUCUUCUUCUUUUUUCUAUCAAUGACAAGCAUAGAACAACUGGGUUUAGAAACUGUUGUGAAUAAGCAAGAGUUUCAAAGCUCUGUUGUAAUUAAAGACUGCCCCAUUGUAGGUCGUUCUUUGGUUGCCAAGAAACCAUUGGUUCCUGGCGAUAUUGUGCUUGUAGAAGAGCCCUUGAUCCAAUAUGAUCUUGAACCCAAAUGUCGAUCGAAUAAAUCACCCUACUACUCCAAGAAACUAUGGAAGAUACUUAAAGACAUGGUCUAUGCUGAAGAAGGUAUUGAUACACAACUGAAUACACAACAACCCAAUAAGUCUGAUGAAUCCGAUGAGUCUGAUGAGUCUGAGGAUGACAUGGAAACAACGGUCCAUUCAGACUUUUAUCCCGGUGUUCCUGCAGCCAUUAUUGCCUAUUCACUUAUUCACCCUCCACCCAGUUACAACAAUGCUCGAAGACGUAAAGAAUACAGCCAAAACGACUUUGAUUUCUUCUACUUUCCAAACACAGACAUAGAACCUGCAUGGUUGGAUCACAAAACCAUUAAACUGAUCCAUACAGUUACUCAGAAAGUUGUAGAUACUGUGCCAUUGUAUGCUCAUGUAGAUCCAUUUGAUUUGCGUAGUUUUGUACUCAAAAUUUACUCAAAUGCACACACUGUAUCAUUGCCCCGUAUUAGAACAGCACCCACACAUGCUUCAAGACGAUCUCGCCGUGAAAAAUAUAAGACCAAAUUUGGAGAUACAACCUAUUGGGGAGAAGAUGCUGUGGAGCCUCCCAAUACACCUACCAUUGCCUUGUUAAGAUGGGGAUCUAAAUUCGCUCAUUCUUGUUCUCCCAAUAUGUUUUUACGUUUUGAACCUCAACGAAAUGUCAUGGUCUUUACUGUCACAAAACCCUUAGCUGAAGGAGACAUUCUUUCGUUUUCUUAUUUACCUGAAGAUGACUCAACUGUAGGUGGGUUAGUGUAUGGUGCUACACCAGAUAGACAAGCAAAAUUAGACAAGUUCAAGUUUUUCAAGUGUGCCUGUGAGCGUUGUUUAGAUUGGGAUUGGGCAAGAGGCGCUGAUUGUCCUGAUUGUCAGGGCACUGCUUAUUGUCAAGGUACCUGGACAUGUUUUGCGUGUGGGUCUCACAAUCAGCCCAGUUUUGUGGGUGAGCGUGAAAAGCAGGUUGAAAAUACAGUGAUGGGCUUUGUUUCCCGUGUCUAUGGAGGACGCAUGACACAGCACACAAUGCGCAUGUUGGAACCUUAUUUGACUGAUUUGCUUGAACAAGGUGUGCCUAAACACCAUUGGCUCUAUGCUGUCAUCCACUCCUUAUUAGCUACUUAUCACCUGACUCUGUUUCCUCAGUCGUAUGGAAAAGGUCUUGCUUCUCAAUUGGGUUUGACCGUAAAAGGAUUAGAAGAAUCCUUGGUCUAUCUCGAAUUCUUAGACACGAUUUAUGCACCCAAGCAUCCUCAAGCUACUUAUACAGGCAAUGCGAUGGCAGCAUUCUUUGCUAGUUGGCGCACCUUAUCUGUCGUGAUUGAUUUGGUCAUGACGAGCACUGAAGACAAAUAUGCUCAUUCUGAUUCUGACGAACCUGUUUUAAUUCCCCUGGCUCAAGAUUGGAUCCAACCAGUCACUAGAAUGUCCAACAUUGUUGACAAAGAAUGGAUACCCUUGGUUAAGCAAGUCUUUAGAUCUCAUGCUGUUGUACAAGACAUGAUAAAACAAAUCAAAGCAUUUAGCCAACGCAUUCAUUUAUAAUAAACUAUAGAUCAAGUG
Molecule: messenger RNA, 1787 nt
Organism: Gilbertella persicaria
Lineage: Eukaryota; Fungi; Mucoromycota; Mucoromycetes; Mucorales; Choanephoraceae
Exons: 1
Coding region: 39-1769 (576 amino acids)
Cellular component (GO): nucleus
Molecular function (GO): protein binding
Source: RefSeq, a predicted model, not a curated record